GCAAACGUGCUAGUCACGUGCCAUUCCUUUCCAUUGCCUGCCGCGUCUCCCGAGGUUUCGCUGGAAUCCAUCUCUGUCCCUCUCCUCUCUUAAGCAGGGAGGCGUCGACAGAAAAAGCGCGCGAAAACUUCAGGAGCUUCAGAGCAUCGGCGACGACGACGCCAGUGGCAAUGCCGGAGCUUCCAGAGGUAGAAGCCGCUCGAAGAGCCAUCGAGGAAAACUGCAUCGGCAAGAAGAUCAAGAGAUCGAUCAUAGCCGACGAUCCCAAGGUCAUCGAUGGCGUGUCCCCUUCCCACUUCCAAGCCUCUCUUCUCGGCAAGACCAUCGUUGCCGCUCACCGCAAGGGAAAAAACAUGUGGCUUCAGCUCGAUUCCCCUCCUUUUCCUUCUUUCCAGUUCGGGAUGGCAGGGGCUGUCUAUAUCAAGGGAGUUGCAGUUACAAAAUAUAAGAGGCCCAAUGUAAAGGUUUUACAAAAGGAUGUCAAAAAUCUUGUAGCUAAACAGAUCUUUGCCCGUUGGCAAACUUUAUUAGCCAUCUUUGAUUUUGACAUUGAGUUUAUCAAAGGAAAUUCCAAUUCUCUUCCUGACCAGGGAAUUCCUUCAGGGAAAACAUCAGAAUUAGCCCAUCAGCCUAUGGCCCAAUUGCCAUUAGGCUCAAAACCUGAUCAGACCCAGGGUAAUGGUCUGGCUAGUCCACAGCAAAUGGCUCGUGGUAAAGACAAAUCAAAUUUGUUGGAUUGGUUGGAGGCUUUGCCAAAAAGCCCAGGAACCCGUAAAAUGGUGGUCAGACGAUCCCUAUGGGACAGGUAUUUGAUGCAUGAUCCAUCAAUUGGUCCACCCUUAUUUGCUCCUCCACCAUAUCAGUUCCUUGUAGAAUAUACCAUUCCCAAUCCUGGCUGUCCGCGUCACGAUCGCCUCGGAUGUCCGUUCGCGUCGCCUCCAGUGUGUUCACUGGUUGACCCACUGUCUGUUCGCGUCGCCUUCGGUCAACCCCUUUUUGUGUUGCUGCCAAGAUUGCCGACUCUGUUGCGGUUAACAGAGGUCGCCAGACUCUGCUAUGUAUUGGCGACGGAAAAUACAGCAAGAAUCCAUCCUUUACAGAUUGCUUCCAGCCUUUCCAAAGAUAGCUGUGUGGCAUUGCACAAGUGCAUUAAAGAGGUCAUUGAAAAAGCCGUUGAAGUUGGGGCAGAUAGUAGUCAAUUUCCUAGUGGUUGGAUUUUUCAUGUCCGUGAAAAGAAGCCUGGCAAGGCUUUUGUUGAUGGGAAGAAAAUUGAAUUUAUUAUUGCUGGCGGCAGGACAACAGCAUAUGUACCUGAGUUACAAAAGCUGAAUGGUUCUCAAUCUGUCAAGGCACGAAUUAAACCGAGGAAGGGAGCUGGGAAGGGAAGCAAAGAUGUGGACAGUGAUGGUGAUCAUAACGAGCCAGAAAGUGAGGAAGAGGAAAAUACUAGAAGCACAAAAUCGAAGGGAGGGAGGGGCAAGUCUAGGCAAACCACAAAGCCACCUGCAAAGAGAAAAUUGAGCAGCAGAGGAAGCAAAGAUGAGAAUGACAACAGUGACAAUGACGAUGAUGAUGGUGGAGUUGAGAAGAAAAAGAUAACUAGAGCGCGCAAGACUGUCCCUGCCCCAAGAAAGUCGAAGAAAUCAACAACUGAUUUGGAUGAGAGCGAUGACAGCAAAAAUGAAGAUGAAGAUGAAGAUGCAAUUGAGAAGAAGAGAACUAGAAAGCCUAAGAAUGCUGCUGUGGAGAGAAAGUCCAAGAAAUCAGCAGCAGUGGGGACCCGAAGCAAAAAAUGAGAGCUACGAAGAAGCAUCCUGUCGUGGAGGCGGCAGCUUUAGUGACUGACGGCACCACCGUAGGCUGAGAGGUGGUGGUGGAGCAACUGGGGUAAGGUAAUGAAGUUGGAACCAACAAACUCAAAGACAUCUUAAAAUGAUGUUAUAUGUGGCUAGUCCUGUUUAUAUAUAUAAUGGUAGACAAGUCAGAUAGAUUUCAGUCUUUUUGUAAUUGGCUGCAUUUUGGUUGGUUUCAGGCUCAAAGUUGCUUAAUGCGGCAAAAGUUUGGUUUGGUAAAUC
Diospyros lotus (date-plum) is the source of this 2075-nucleotide messenger RNA. Its product is annotated as formamidopyrimidine-DNA glycosylase. The transcript has 9 exons. Gene Ontology annotation, cellular component: nucleus. Gene Ontology annotation, molecular function: DNA N-glycosylase activity; DNA-(apurinic or apyrimidinic site) endonuclease activity; zinc ion binding. Bases 171 to 1796 code for a protein of 541 amino acids. The record is from RefSeq and is a predicted model, not a curated record. Gene Ontology annotation, biological process: base-excision repair. Lineage: Eukaryota; Viridiplantae; Streptophyta; Magnoliopsida; Ericales; Ebenaceae.